GCGCCAGCACCAUGGGCACCGCGCCGAUGUGGCUCAUCGUCCUCAGCGCUGUCACCGCUGUCACGGCCCAGGAAGACCUCUACAGAAAGGUGUUUGUGUUCCGGGAGGACCCCAGCGACGCCUACGUGCUGCUGCAGGUGCAGCUGGAGCGGCCCAUGCUCAACUUCACCGUGUGCCUGCGCUCCUACACCGACCUCACCCGGCCCCACAGCCUCUUCUCCUACGCCACCAAAGCUCAGGACAACGAGAUCCUCCUCUUCAAACCCAAACCCGGCGAGUACCGCUUCUACGUGGGGGGGAAAUACGUCACCUUCCGCGUCCCCGAGAACCGCGGGGAAUGGGAACACGUCUGCGCCAGCUGGGAGUCGGGCAGCGGCAUCGCCGAGUUCUGGCUCAACGGGCGCCCGUGGCCCCGCAAAGGGCUGCAGAAGGGCUACGAGGUGGGCAACGAGGCCGUGGUGAUGCUGGGGCAGGAGCAGGACGCCUACGGGGGAGGCUUCGACGUCUACAACUCGUUCACGGGGGAGAUGGCGGACGUCCACCUGUGGGAUGCGGGGCUGUCCCCCGAUAAGAUGCGCUCAGCAUACCUGGCGCUGCGGCUGCCGCCCGCGCCGCUGGCCUGGGGACGCCUCCGCUACGAGGCCAAGGGGGAUGUGGUGGUGAAACCACGGCUGCGUGAGGCGUUGGGGGCCUGAGACCCCCAGCACGUCCCCCUUUGCUGUCCCGCUCCUCACCGUCCCCCCCUGCAUGGUGUCACACAGCCGCGGGGAUGUGAUGCACAGAGAGACGGGGACACCCCCAACCCCGCGUCGCCUCUCUCCUGCUGACUCCCCAUGGCACACAGUGCUGGCCCCGUCCCUGUCCUGGGGACCUUGUCCUCCC
This is a messenger RNA of Gallus gallus (chicken), 882 nucleotides long. RefSeq names its product C-reactive protein like 1 (gene CRPL1). NCBI's taxonomy places the organism in Eukaryota, Metazoa, Chordata, Aves, Galliformes, Phasianidae. Gene Ontology annotation, biological process: innate immune response. Gene Ontology annotation, molecular function: complement component C1q complex binding. The transcript has 2 exons. The coding region runs from base 12 to 695 and encodes 227 amino acids. The record is from RefSeq and is marked validated.